Messenger RNA from Necator americanus (New World hookworm), 699 nucleotides. RefSeq lists its product as uncharacterized. NCBI's taxonomy places the organism in Eukaryota, Metazoa, Nematoda, Chromadorea, Rhabditida, Ancylostomatidae. The coding region runs from base 1 to 699 and encodes 232 amino acids. Gene Ontology annotation, molecular function: chloride channel activity; GABA-A receptor activity; neurotransmitter receptor activity. The transcript is spliced from 7 exons. The record is from RefSeq and is a predicted model, not a curated record. Gene Ontology annotation, biological process: chloride transmembrane transport; signal transduction; nervous system process. Gene Ontology annotation, cellular component: plasma membrane; synapse; GABA-A receptor complex.
AUGCGGUUAUCCAAUUCUAUUCUUAUUCUGGCCACAUAUUCGUUAGUGGCAUUAGCACAGGAUGAUGAUCUGGUGGUGGAUACCACACAAUUAUCGCAUGUAUUGGAUAGGUUGACAAAUAAGACCAUAUACGAUAAGCGGCUACGACCACGAUAUGGUGAAAAGCCGGUCGAUGUAGGUAUUACGAUUCAUGUCUCCUCGAUUAGUGCCGUUUCUGAAGUGGAUAUGGAUUUCACCCUAGAUAUCUAUAUGCGACAAACGUGGCAAGAUCCGAGGUUAGCGUUUGGAACGUUGGACCUUGGUAUGUCAAAGAAGAUCACUUCACUUACAGUUGGUGUGGACUAUUUGGAUAGGCUAUGGAAACCGGACACAUUUUUUCCAAAUGAGAAGAAGUCGUUCUUUCAUGUUGCCACCACGCAUAACUCAUUCCUACGAAUAGACAGCGAUGGCACAGUUUUCACCAGUCAACGACUCACUGUCACGGCAACGUGUCCGAUGAAGUUACAACUGUUCCCGAUGGAUUCGCAACGAUGCAAACUUGAGAUUGAAAGUUACGGCUACAGUAUCCUCGACAUAAACUACGUGUUCGCAUCGGAGAAGUCGGUGACGAGGUCGGAGUUUGAAUUGCCACAGUUCGUGUUGGUGGAUGUGAAGAUCAGCAAUAGAACGGAGGUGCUUAGCUCAGGUGGGAGAAUUUGA